AAAUCUUUCCUUGGACUUUUCAAAUUCCAUUCUGAUACGGAAAAGUCCAUCUUUUAAGCUGAAACGAACCAUCUUGGAAGCUCAGAAAGAGCUCACACAUUCCACUUUCACACCACCUCCCUCCUACGUCUCUCUUUAUCUAUCUGUCCUUCUCUUCCAACCUUAUAUAUAUAUAUAUAUAUACACACGCUUGGGUCCUCACUAACAACUAUAGCUAUUAAACAAGUUCGCGAAUCUUGAACUUUUUUCAAAUGGGUUGGGCGGAAACAGAGAUGAGAUGCAAGAAACACCCGAUGCAUAGACAAACACCAGGUGUUUGUUCUUGUUGUCUAAGAGAGAAGCUUACAAAGCUCUCUAAUGCAAGUGGAAGAGGAGGAAUGGAGGAGGCAGGUUCGUCUUGUUCUUCGUCGUUGUCUUCUUCGCCUUAUUCUUCUGGUGAAACUUCUUCAGAUUCUUCUCCAGUUCAUGAUCGUUUCGGUUAUUUAGAGGGGAGAGGUUCUGGGUUGUUUUUGAAGAGCCGAUCGGUGGUGGCGAUUCCGCCUAGAAUGAGGAGUAGAAGUAGAGGUGCAGUGGAGAUUACGGAUGGGAAGAAGAAAUUAGGGUUUUGGUCCAAGCUGAUACGUUCUACUGGGAAGAAGACGAAGAAGAUGAUGUUGCAUUCUAGUACUCUGAAAGAGAUGUCAUCUCAUAACAGGGUUUAUUGAUGGAUUGAUUCAAAUGUAUAAUACAGAUUGAUUGUUUGUUUGAUACUUUGUUUCUAUAUGAAAGCUUGUUUGUUACCUUUGUUUC
Molecule: messenger RNA, 789 nt
Organism: Macadamia integrifolia
Lineage: Eukaryota; Viridiplantae; Streptophyta; Magnoliopsida; Proteales; Proteaceae
Exons: 1
Coding region: 252-704 (150 amino acids)
Source: RefSeq, a predicted model, not a curated record